AUGGAAGGCUUCGCAAUCCUUUUCAGAAUUCCAAAUGCAGCGACCCGAGCUAGGGUGAUCAAGCAGAAGCUAUGGCAGAUUGAAGGUCAGACAAUGUUUGUAGAUAAAUGGGAACCAGGUGUUGUGCCUACCAAGCCCGAGCUUACUUCCGCCCCCAUCUGGUUGGAACUUAGGAAAGUCCUUCUUCAGUUCUUUAAUGAGGAUGGCCUGGAGCGCAUUGCGGGACUGGUGGGGCAUCCCAAAUUCCUUCACCCAAUGACAGCUAACAAAAGUAAUUUGGAGGUUGCCAAGGUGUUUACUAUCAUCGAUCCUAGGAAGCCCCUACCCGAGGCAGUCAACGUGCAGUUCGACUCGGGAGAAAUCAGUAGGGUACUUGUUUCAAGUCCCUGGAUGCCACCAGUAUGCGACAUUUGUAAAGAAAUAGGACACGCAGCCAGACGUUGUCCCAGAGCUCCUAAGGUUUGCACCCUGUGUGGCUCGGUAGAUCAUGUGCGCUCGAAAUGUACUCAAAAGCCUGUGCAAAAUAGACAUGAGCGACAUGACAAACAAGAUCAGCAGGAGCCUAAAGGAAAGAAAACAAGGAGAGGGAGAUCAAAAGAUAAACAGAAUUGGGUCAUGAUCAAUCCUCCUACAGGUGCUUCUACUCCCUCGCAGGAAACUCACGUCAACCAACCUGCACCAACCAUCCCUCCUCAAUCUAAUCCAAUUGUGAAAUCUGUGCUGGAACUUCCUCUUCAGACCAAGCUGGGCACUGAAAAGGACAUGGUUAGAGGGGAAACCAGUGGCGCUGCGAACUAUCUUCAUCCUCCUAUACGCAGGAACAACUCAGGUGUUUCUCGGUCCUCUCAUUCAGACGUUCAGCCUGACUCUUCGGAUGUAGAAUCCAAAGACUCGGAGUUGGAAGAAGGUGAAUUCAGUAGACACGAACCAGAUUUCGAGGUUGUACGGAACAAAAAAAGAUUCUCAUGA
Molecule: messenger RNA, 969 nt
Organism: Brassica rapa (field mustard)
Lineage: Eukaryota; Viridiplantae; Streptophyta; Magnoliopsida; Brassicales; Brassicaceae
Molecular function (GO): nucleic acid binding; zinc ion binding
Source: RefSeq, a predicted model, not a curated record